AUUAUGUGCUCAAUGUUCCAUACAUUAUGUGCUCAAUUUUCCAUACAUUAUGUGCUCAGUUCUACACAUUAUGUGCUCAGUUUUCUGCACAUGAUGUGCUCAAUUUUCUACACAUUAUGUGCUCAGUUCUGCCUAUUUUGUGCUUCUGCACAUGAUGUGCUCAAUUUUCUACACAUUAUCUGCUCAGUUCUGCCUUUUUUGUGCUCUAUUUUCUGCCCAUUAUGUGCUCAAUUUUCCAUACAUUAUGUGCUCAGUUUUCUGCAUAUUAUGUGCUCAAUUUUUUUUGUUCUGUUAUUUAAUAUAAUCCUUACCCCUAAAAUGUGGUAUUAG
Lottia gigantea (owl limpet) is the source of this 330-nucleotide messenger RNA. RefSeq lists its product as hypothetical. Lineage: Eukaryota; Metazoa; Mollusca; Gastropoda; Lottiidae. The transcript has a single exon. The annotation marks the transcript as partial. The record is from RefSeq and is a predicted model, not a curated record.